Kalmanozyma brasiliensis GHG001 is the source of this 2436-nucleotide messenger RNA. RefSeq lists its product as uncharacterized. The record is from RefSeq and is a predicted model, not a curated record. Lineage: Eukaryota; Fungi; Basidiomycota; Ustilaginomycetes; Ustilaginales. The transcript has a single exon. The coding region runs from base 1 to 2436 and encodes 811 amino acids.
AUGGCCGGUCCGACGGCGCAGCCCAUCAUCACAGCGGAGGUGCCGGUGCCAUCAGAGCCAUCCAGAACAUCCGCGCCUUCAGCACCUUCCAAAUCAGCCGCCGACCGGAUGGAAGGGAAUGGUCGUGGGAAGAACCGAUUCAGCUUGAACGCGCUGCGCCUGCCUUUCUCCUCGCCCCGCAAGAAAAGUGUCGAUCUGCCAAAGCAAGAUGCGGAGUCUCCGACCAGCUCCACCUCUGCCUCGCUAGCCAGCUCCAGCACAGCAGUCACCGUGGUUCCACCUACUGCCGACGAGCACCCCGCACCGACCAAUGCGCUUCGCCCGAAACGCUCGACUUUAGCCGCUGCGGCCGAUGUGUCGUCUAGCAGUGCAGCCAGGGCCAUGUCGCCUCAUCGCGUCAGCUUCAGCCCGUCUACAGAGGAGAAGGCUGAAGCCAGAGAUCAAGCGCUAUCACUCGCAGCUCCGACUGGGACAGAAGAGGCAGCCGGGCCGAAGAGCAACCGCGACGACGUCCACCCAGUCAAGUCGAAAGGCAAUCUGAAGCCGGGCAAAUGGCGCGGAUUCAAGUCGCAUUCGACAUCGGAUCUCACCACAACCACACGCAGGCUGAGUGUCGAUUCGACAGUGAGUGACAACAGCAUCGCAAGCUCAUCGGCUGUUGAGCGGAUCGAGACCGCCGCUGCGUUGCCCGGACCAGCAGCCGCAAAACGACGGCUGUUCCGAUGGGACCGGAAGGGCAUUCGUCCCGCUGGCGCAGCCUCCAAAGGCAAAGUGGCCAAAGUCAAAGUGACAAAGACGCAAGCCACAGCCGCACGCCACGCCAGGACCCUGGAACAGGUCAUCAACGCCGGCAUGGGUCUGAGUCCCGAAAUGCCACGUCAGCGAUCCGCACCAGAAGGCGACACGCCUGGCAUCGGGUCACCCGGGAAGGCGGGGAAGAAGAAGGUUGCGCGUGCGAAGCCGGUUCCUGUGGUGAAGAAGUCGGAGCUCAACGGGCUCAAGUCAGCAUUGUUGGACGCCAAGAAAGCCAACAACAUCAUCAGCGAACUUCGAGCUAUGCCCGUGCCAGCUAAUAUGAUGCGUGCGGGUCAGGCUUCAACCGUUCCAGAUGCCAAGAUCGGCACCGCCGGUGAACAUGGACAAGAGCGGAUCCUCACGGCCCAGCUGCCUGAUUCGGUUCUGGACGGUCCUAAGGACGACAGCGAUAUCCGCAAAAGAUCAGGCGCAACAGCAGAGGCGCUCGACGCAUCCACACCAGCACGACCACCGAUCGAGCGAAAGGCGAAGAGUGCCGCAGAGGAGGCGCUCCGAAGGAUCACAUUGCAAGCAGACGCUACAACCUCGCCGCAGAAGGCCCUGGUCAGUGCUCGAACUUCAUCGCUUCCUCCCACCGCCGAGGAUGAUGUUGCUUCGCAGCCGGCAGCACAGCCUGUCGCCGCGACAGCCACAGCAACAAAGGCAGGACCAGCUUUGGCCGGGCCUCGACCACUCAAAGUCGUCUGUCUCGACUGCGGCGAGCAGGAGGCGCAUCAACGACACGCGCAGCAUCUCGAAGCAGCUUCGGUGAUCAAGGAUGGUGCCGCUGCCACCCAGACUGGCGGCGGCUUCAACGUAGCUGCAAUCGCAUCUGGCGCGGGGGCCGCCAUCGUUGGGGUCGGUGCCAUCCUGGGCGCGCGCUCUGCCGCCACUCCAGCUGAAGCUAGCCCGGUGACCGCGAAAGCGCAGUCGUCCAGCGCCCGACCACCCAUGCUCAAAAGCAUGUCCGUCGCCAAUCUGCCAUCGCUCCAGGACGCACCGCGGUUAAUGGGAUCGACACCGCUGCAGCUGCUUAUGGACCCCGUCGGCACCGCCGCGCAAAGCUCGGGUGCCUUCGACAUGCUGGCCGACGUUUCGGGAGCCGCCAUCCGCGCCACACAAGACAUGGAGAACAUCCACCCGCCUCUCGACCGCAUGGCCAUCUUUGUGCACUGGUGGGGCUUCGAGAUCACCCUCCCGAAAGCCUCGAUGGCCUACCUCGGCACAGCGCAUUCGGUCUCGGGUGCCUUCCUCUCCUUCCUCCAGACCAUGGCUGUGGGCGGAGGCGUGCCCGAGUUGCUUCCCUUCAUCAAGUACAUCUCCACCUACAUGGAGGUCGAGUACAAGGCGAUUCAGGCGCAGGAUCAAGGAUAUGGCGUGUGCAUCGCUGGGACUUGGUUCAUGCCCAUGGCGCUGGUGCCGCGUCCGUGGGACUAUCCGCUCGACGGGCCGAUCGGAGAGAAGCCAGGCGCAGGAGCGCCAUCCAUGGCAGCGUCAUUGCUUGCUUCGACCGGACAGAGUGCGGCGCCCGCUUUGAUGCCAGCGCCGGCCCUGAUCAACGACACUGCGGCAUCACCCAAGAAGCACAUCCUCAAGAAGAAGAAGUCUGCCGUCAUUACUCAGGCCAUCUCUGCAGCGUAA